This is a messenger RNA of Oryza sativa Japonica Group (Japanese rice), 4127 nucleotides long. RefSeq lists its product as uncharacterized. NCBI's taxonomy places the organism in Eukaryota, Viridiplantae, Streptophyta, Magnoliopsida, Poales, Poaceae. The record is from RefSeq and is a predicted model, not a curated record.
AAAAAAAAAAGAAAAGGGAAAGCCCAACCCAUCCGCAGGCGGCACGGCGGAGUGAGCGCCGGCGGCCGGAGCGGAGGAGCUAGGGUUCCGAUGGCUGUGGCCGCUGCCCAAGACCUCCCGCCGACCUUCCAUCCCAACCCCUCGCCUUUGCCUUCCUCCAUGGAGCCGCGCCUCCGCCAGCUCCGCAGGGUUCCGCUCCUCGACUUCGUCGCCCGCAUCGCCGACCUCCAUGCCGAUCAGGCCAGCCCCGUCCGCAAGCUCGUCGCCGAGAUGAUUGGUGAGGUUGGGUCAAAACACAUGGCAUACCUUCCCAAUGUCAUGCCUUGUCUGCUUCAUCUUCUCAACGAUGACACACCUGCGGUCGCAAGGCAAGCUAUUAAAACAGGAACAACCUUGUUUGCCAAAGUACUACGACAGCUAGUUAUUCAGGGCUUGUUCUCAAGUGGUGGCAUUGAUGAUUCAUUAAAAUUAUCCUGGGAGGCACUGCUCAAGCUUAAAUCUGCUGUGUCACACAUGGCCUUUCAGCCGAUGAGCAAUGAAGGAGCCAGGUUACUGGCUAUUAAAUUUGUUGAAAAAACAGUUCUAUUGUACACCCCUGAUCUUGAUACCCCACCGGAUCCACCAAUUGAAGUUACAGAAGAUAUGGGAUUCAAUGUAGCGUGGCUGAGAGGAGGUCACCCUUUGCUUAAUGUUGGAGAUCUGGCAAUGGAAGCCAGCCAGAACCUUGGAUUGCUGCUAGAACAGCUUAAGCCUCCUAAAGUAAAAUCACUCAGUACUUCCAUGAUCAUUGUCUUUGUUACUAGCCUCUCAGCUAUCGCGCAAAGAAGACCUUCAUUUUACGGACGCAUACUUCCAGUUUUACUUUCUUUGGAUCCAGCAAGUUCCAUUAUUAAAGUGCAAGUCCCAGGUGCUUUCCAUGCUUUGAAGAGUGCCUUUGCUGCAUGCCUGAAAUGUACACAUUCAAGUGCAGAGCCGUGGCGAGCUCGCCUAUUGGAAGCUCAAAAUAUUAUCAACCAGGCUGAUUCGAUAGAACAUUCUUCAAACAGGGUAGAAUCAUUGCCUCUGGAGACAACAAGCACAGAUAACAGUAACAAGCGUAAUCUGAUCGAUGACAUCGAUAAUGCGCCAGAAGAUGGUGAUCGUUCCAACAAAAGAAUUAGGCAAUCACAUCAUGAUCAAGAACAUACUGAAAAUGUAAAGAAUAAUGUGGAGCUAACCUCUGCUGAUACCCCAUCUAGCCCGUCCAACUCUGCAAGUACUGGAAAUUCUGAAGCUGUAUAUCAAUUAGUUAGUAUGUUUGCUGCAUUAGCCGCUCAAGGUGACAGAGCGGCUGGAUCACUGCAAAUCCUGUCAUCCAGUAUUGCUGCUGACUUAUUAGCAGAGGUGGUAAUGGUUAACAUGCAACACCUGCCAGUUUCUCAUCCUGAAGUAGACCAACAACAAUCUCCUUCAGCUGGCCAGCCAUCUGGUGCUCCGAGUUCAAGUCUUCUUUCAGCAUGCUUUCCUCUGUUAGAAUCUUUAUUGAAGAGAAUAAAUCAAAAUGAUCGAGAGGUCGAUGAAGCACCUCAAACUAUAGAUUCUGCUGUUGUGCCAUCUGCUGCUGGUGAAACUGCAGCAAUUCCUGCCAUUCCUGGACCUACCUCAAGAAAUGUACCUAUGGAGGAGAAUAGUAAUAGUUCAUCAAUUCCAUCUGAUAUGGAAACUAUAGAGGCUAAAGAACCCACUGCAGAUGCCGCUAGGUUAUCAAUUGAGAUUCAAGAAUCAUCAGAAGCUUCCCAUGCUUCAACAGAACUUCAAGGAACCCAAGAGCAUGGUGGCAGUUUUAUUAGUUCAUUGCCUGCUGAUAAUUCCUCAGCUGGUCUUAGUUUGGCUCAAUCUUCAGAAACUCGUAGUCCAAGCUCUUCUAUGGUGGAAGCAAGUCAGACUCAGUUCUCAUAUUCAAGCACACUUACUUCACAGCAUGUGCUUCCAAAGUUGGUUGUGACUAAUAUUGAUCUCAGCGAUGAGGCUAAAGAUCUACUUCAAAAAGAAGCAUUUUUGCGGAUUCUUGAUUGUGAUAAACAAGAUGCAUCUGGUGGUUCAAUAGCUCGUCUUCCCUUGCUUGCUCACUUGGGUGUUGAGUUCCCUUUGGAGUUGGACCCUUGGGAGCUUCUCCAGAAGCAUGUACUGUCUGAUUAUGUAAAUAAUGAGGGACACGAGCUGACACUGUGCAUUCUGAACAGGUUGUAUCGUGAAGCAGAACAGGAUCAAGACUUCCUUUCAUCGAGAACUGCAACAUCAGUUUAUGAAUCGUUUCUUCUGACUGUUGCUGAAAAUCUUCGCGAUAUGUUUCCGGCUUCAGAUAAAUCACUUGGAAAAUUACUUUGUGAGAUACCAUACUUACCAGAGGGUGUAUUGAAGUUGCUAGAGGGCUUAUGUUCUCCUGGAAGCAAUGAGAAGCAGGACAAGGAUCUGCAGAGUGGUGAUAGGGUAACUCAAGGACUUAGUGCUGUCUGGAACCUUAUCAUGUUAAGACCUUCAAAUCGAGACAGAUGUCUGGAGAUCGCUUUGCAGAGUUCAAUCCAUCAUCUAGAUGAGGUCCGCAUGAAGGCAAUACGCUUGGUAGCAAAUAAGCUAUUUCCUAUGGCAAGCAUUUCAAAAAGGAUUGAAGAUUUUGCAAAUGAAAAACUUAAUUCAGUUCUGGAAGUAGUUCCAGCUGAUGAAUCAGCAGCUUCUGAAAUGUCUACUCCAGAAGCACCCAAGGAUGGUGGUUCAGAAAAUUUAUCGUCUUCAGUAGCAGAUUCUCAAACUUUGAUGUCACUCUAUUUUGCUUUGUGCACCAAGAAGCAUUCCCUUCUUCGGCAUGUAUUUGCAAUAUAUGGAAGUCUACCACAAGCUGCCAAGCAGGCAGUUCAUCGACAAGUACCCAUUCUGAUCCGCACAAUAGGCUCAUCUCCCAGUCUUCUUGGGAUCAUCUCAGACCCACCAGCUGAUAGUCGGGACCUACUGAUGCAGGUUUUACAGACACUCACCGAUGGAGCAAUGCCAUCUCAAGAUCUGAUUUCCUCUGUAAAGAACUUAUAUUCUAAAACAAAGGAUAUCGAGGUCCUUUUUGCAGUCUUGGCUCAUCUGCCAAAAGAUGAGGUCCUCCCUGUUUUUCCCAGUAUUGUUAAUCUUCCCUUGGAUAAGUUUCAAGUUGCACUUUCUCGAAUCCUGCAGGGAUCACCGCAGAAUGGGCCUUCUCUUGAUCCAUCAGAAAUUUUGAUUGCGAUUCAUGUAAUAGAUCCUGAGAAAGAAGGAAUACCACUCAAAAAGGUUAUUGAUGCCUGUGCUGCUUGUUUUGAGCAAAGGACAAUAUUCACUCAACAAGUUUUGGCGAAAGCACUGAACCAACUGGUUGAACAAAUUCCACUUCCGUUGCUGUUUAUGCGAACUGUUAUGCAAGCAAUCGGUGCAUUUCCUGCAUUGGUGGACUUUGUGAUGGAUAUCAUGUCACGUCUUGUUAGCAAGCAGAUAUGGAAGUAUCCCAAGUUAUGGGUAGGAUUCCUGAAGUGUGCUAUCUUGACGAAACCUCAGUCAUAUGGUGUGCUGCUGCAGUUACCAGCUCCUCAACUUGAAAAUGCCUUGAAUAAGAAUCCUGUACUGAAGGCACCUUUGGUUGAGCACGCGAACCAACCUAACGUACGAUCAACUCUUCCAAGGUCUACCUUGGUAGUUUUGGGUCUUGCUGAAGAUCAACAGCAACCUGCACCUCAAGCACAAAGUAGCCAAAAUCAGGCUGCAGAAACCAGCAGUUCAGCUGCAGAUACUACGACAGAAGUGACCCAGGAAUCUUCCGCUGUUAGCUAAUCUUCUUCGGCAGCCGUGAAUGUGACGUCCCAAUCAACUAUUGGUUACUUCCCUUUCUGUAUUAGUUAUAUGCCGGAAGGAGGUGGGCAUUGAAGUUCAAGAUGGGUCUGGAAUAGACCCUUGUUAGGACUUAGGACUUGGAUAAUUCAUUGUAGCUGGGCAGUUGGAUAUGUAGUAUACAGUUUUACCUUGACUAGGGAAAUGGGAAGAUUCUUAGCCGUCUUUUCAUCUUUGGCGGUCUAUAUUUUCUAAAAUUUUUCAUUGAACUUUUGUGCCUGAAGAAUGUCUGAUAUUUGUUA